Molecule: messenger RNA, 1260 nt
Organism: Ectocarpus sp. CCAP 1310/34
Lineage: Eukaryota; Phaeophyceae; Ectocarpales; Ectocarpaceae
Source: the annotation of a GenBank genome assembly
AUGUCGCUCUCUUGGCACGGGCAGACGGAGCCACCGACCAUCCCCGUUGAAGACCUCUUCGAGGAGGGAUCUUUUCCGGAGGGGGAGAUUUUGGAGCAUCCCCGGGACUUCAACUCAUUCCGGAUAACGAGCGAGGAGAAGCGAGCUGAGGAGCGCCUUCAGUACGCGGGGCUGUAUGACAAGGCGCGCAAGGCGGCCGAGGUGCACAGGCAGGUCAGGCGCUACGCACAGAGCUACAUCAAGCCGGGGAUCAAGCUCAUCGACAUGUGCACCAUGCUCGAGGAGAAGAACCGGGAGCUGGUCCGAGAGAACGGGCUCGAUGCAGGCAUCGCCUUCCCGACGGGCUGCUCGCUCAACCACGUCGCGGCGCACUACACACCAAACAACGGCGACGAUACCGUACUCAAGCACGGGGACGUGAUGAAGGUGGACUUCGGCACACACGUAGAGGGCCGCAUCAUUGACUGUGCUUGGACUGUAAGCUUCGACCCCCAGUUCGACCCCCUCCUUGAGGCCGCCCGGGAAGCCACAAACGCCGGCAUCAGGAACGCUGGCAUCGACGUGCCUCUCAACGAGGUCGGAGCGGCCAUCCAGGAAGUAAUGGAGAGCUACGAGGUAGAGAUCAACGGCACCACCUACCCGGUCAAGAGCGUGCGCAACCUCAACGGCCACAACAUCGGCGCGUACGACAUCCACGCCGGGAAAAUUGUUCCUAUCGUUAAGGGCGGCGACUCCACCCGCAUGGAGGAGGGGGAGUUCUUCGCCAUUGAGACUUUCGGGAGCACUGGGCGCGGUCACGUUGUGGAGGAACCACACAACGACGGCGACAGCUUCAAACUUGACACCCUGCGUCCUGCGUCGGCUGCCGCUCGCUCCCCCCGUGUUCGCGCUUUGAUGGCUGUCCAUUUGGAGCAGGACUUGGAGUGCUCCCACUACAUGAACGACAUCAACGCACCCCGGGUACCCCUGCGCCUGCCCAAGGCGAGGCAGCUCUUGUCGCACAUCAACAAAACCUUCGGCACGCUCGCCUUCUGCCGGCGCUGGCUGGAGAGGCCCGACGGAGGGUCGGCGACGAUCAACGGUGUUUCUGGAAAGCAGGAAAAGUACGUGGGGGCGCUCAAGCAACUCUGUGAUUCGGGGCUUGUGAGCGCUUUACCGCCGUUGUGCGACGUUCGGGGCUCGUACGUCGCCCAGUACGAGCACACCAUCCUCAUGCGACCCACAUGCGUGGAGGUGUUGUCUCGCGGCGACGACUUUUAG